CUUUGAGCUAGGGUUUCAACUGACCUUUAUUAUACGUGUACACAUAUAUCGAAUACUACUCUGAGCGCCUUUUGAAACGCCGCCGCUCAGAGAGACAGGGAGAGAGAGGAGAGAGUGAGAGAGAUCAUCGGAAAUGGUGACUUACAAGUUCCAUCAGUAUCAGGUGGUCGGAAGAGCUUUACCGACGGAGAGCGAUGAGCAUCCCAAGAUUUACCGGAUGAAGCUUUGGGCUACUAAUGAAGUUCGCGCCAAAUCCAAGUUCUGGUACUUUUUGAGGAAGUUGAAGAAAGUGAAGAAGAGCAAUGGUCAAAUGCUUGCUAUCAACGAGAUCUUUGAGAAAAAUCCUACGACAAUUAAGAACUAUGGCGUUUGGUUGAGGUACCAGAGUAGGACUGGAUAUCAUAACAUGUACAAAGAGUACCGUGACACCACUCUGAAUGGUGCUAUUGAGCAGAUGUACACUGAAAUGGGUUCUCGUCACAGAGUUCGUAACCACUGCAUUCAAAUCAUAAAGACUGCCACCAUUCCGGCCAAGCUCUGCAAGAGGGAGAGCACCAAACAGUUCCACAACUCCAAAAUCAAGUUCCCGUUGGUUUCCAAGAAGGUUAGGCCACCAAGCAGGAAGCUGAAGACAACAUACAAGGCAUCCAAGCCUAACUUGUUUGUGUAAUUUGUUUUGAAGAAGCAAAAGAUAUUAUCUUGAUGCAAUUUUUUUUUGCUUUAGUGACCUAGUGUUUUCAGUAUUUAAUGCUUGGAUGUUUUUUUGGUAUUGAGAUGGUUUCGCAUUUAGGAUCAGACAUAAAUUGAUCUCUUACUGUUCUAUUAUUAUGGUUGAAAGUUUUUGUGCUUCA
Messenger RNA from Daucus carota subsp. sativus, 851 nucleotides. RefSeq names its product large ribosomal subunit protein eL20. The transcript has 4 exons. Gene Ontology annotation, cellular component: ribosome; cytosolic large ribosomal subunit. Gene Ontology annotation, biological process: translation. NCBI's taxonomy places the organism in Eukaryota, Viridiplantae, Streptophyta, Magnoliopsida, Apiales, Apiaceae. Gene Ontology annotation, molecular function: structural constituent of ribosome. The record is from RefSeq and is a predicted model, not a curated record. The coding region runs from base 134 to 670 and encodes 178 amino acids.